This is a messenger RNA of Debaryomyces hansenii CBS767, 1782 nucleotides long. RefSeq lists its product as uncharacterized. Lineage: Eukaryota; Fungi; Ascomycota; Pichiomycetes; Serinales; Debaryomycetaceae. Gene Ontology annotation, cellular component: mitochondrion. Bases 1 to 1782 code for a protein of 593 amino acids. Gene Ontology annotation, molecular function: GTP binding. The transcript has a single exon. The record is from RefSeq and is a predicted model, not a curated record.
AUGUUAGGUCGUAUUAGACCGUUCGUACGGUAUAGUGUAUUUCGUGCUGGCACGUAUCGAACCCUUUUCACGUCGCCCUACCGGAUGCAAAUCUCGUUGAUCUACAAUUUAUUUGCUACUUGUAAUUCGUGCGGAAUCAAACUUCAAAAUGAAAACCCUCUGAAGCCAGGUUUCUACAGACCGCCUUCAGCAAGGCCCAAACUAGUCAAGCCCGAAGACGAAUCGUUCAAUCGGCUCAUGGACGGUUUGCUGGUGGAAGAUCGCAAAUUAUUGUUGAACUCAAGCGAUGCUACUCUUCCCCAACCUGUUACUGCGUCUACAGCGGCGGCAACAACUACCAACACCAAGAAAGAGGGCGACAUACAGUGUAUUAGAUGUCGUGAAGCUAUGUAUAAAUCGAAUUUUUCGUGGGACGAAUUGCCAGUGGAAUCAAUAGAUAAAAUUAUGUCAACCAUUCCUCCAGACGGAAAUGUUGUCUAUAUUGUUAAUGCGGUUGACUUUCCGCUCUCUCUAAACAGACUGAUCUUUAAGUACCGCAAUCCGUCACAGAUUACCUUCUUGGUAACGAAAUGUGACUUAUUGUUUCCUUCAGCUCAACUUAGUAACAGGUACGGUGCAACUUUUUUCAAAGACUAUUUAUCAAGAACACAUGGUGCCGACCCAGAAAAGGUAUUUGUAACUAGUGGCAUGAUAGAUUGGAACAUGAAGGAUAUCAUUAAGGCUUUGCCAGAUAAUAGUUAUAUGGUCGGGGGUGUUAACAGUGGCAAAUCAACAGUUAUAAAAUCCUUGCUAUACACAAUGGAAAAAUCGAAACCGAACUACCUCAGUUCAAAACAGCAAACUAAACUAGAAAAACAGCAAGAUAGAAUGAUUAACUCAAAUGCGGUCAAUAGGCAUCAACACACUAAGUCGCAGAGAAAGGUUGAACAAAAGUUUAAAAUGACCUACGGCCCAGGAACAUCAUAUAUGCCUGGUUUUACUCGAGGACAUAUUGUACAUGACAUUGACGGUAAGACGAUAGUUGACGUUCCUGGUUUUUCUGCCAAUGAAUCCCAUGGUAUCUACGGUUACCUUGAUCCUUCCACAAUCAAAACAUUAUCAAAAGGAGUCAAAGUACAUAAAAGAGGGAUGUAUGACUCCCUUUACGAAUCCGUCAGAAAUGGGCAGGUUCUUACUAUCGGAGGCUUAUUUUAUCUCGCUACGCCGCAAAAUGCUGUUUACCAAAUAAAAAAUUGCAUCAACCAUAAAUUCCAUGUAUUCAACAGCAUGGAUAAAGCUAUUUCUAUCUUGCAAACCAUCGAAAAGAAUAAGGCGUUGGAAAAUGUUUUUCUCGUGAAUAAGCAAUCUCUUGAUAAACUCCAAAAGUUUAUCAUCCCUCCUUUCUACGGUAGUAUCGAUCUUGUUAUUAAAAACUUAGGCCAUUUAAACAUCACUCCUACUGGAAAAAAAAUUGACAAUGAGCCGUUGGUUAUAUAUUUACCUGAAGGGGUGGAAGCGAUCAUUAGACAACCAUUGACGAGAUAUAUCACAAGAUCUUUAGCAGGUAGAGAUAAAAAUGGUAAUCCAUUGCGUAAAGAAUUAUGGAAAUCUAAGAGUGUUACCCAUUUGCAGAGGUUUAAUGGCACAACACCAUUUGCAAGUUUAUUAAUCCCUUCUACAGGCUCGGAUAAUCUUCAGUGUAUAUCAGAGUAUAAUUCUAAAUUAAACGAUACACCAAUAACUUAUGAUAACAAUACCCAUCUUGAUGAAUCUAAUAAGUACAAAUACUGGGUUAAUAUAUAG